Molecule: messenger RNA, 574 nt
Organism: Fomitopsis serialis
Lineage: Eukaryota; Fungi; Basidiomycota; Agaricomycetes; Polyporales; Fomitopsidaceae
Exons: 5
Coding region: 171-512 (113 amino acids)
Source: RefSeq, a predicted model, not a curated record
CCUGCGACCUGAAUCGUCUUCAACGUUGUCAGUCCAAUAAUGAUGAUACAACGAGUCUGAGCAGGGCGGCCUGAACAUACCGGUCAAGUGAGCCUACUAACAGCGAAACGAUUCUCCAGGUUCCAACCACUGUAUCGCUGGUGCACCACGAAUACGCUCUGUGCCAGUAGAUGAGUGAGCACUUAGCAACUUACUGUCGCGCAAAAGAGAAUCCCAAGAGGGCGGAUCGACACGGUGAUCUAAACAUCUACGCACGUCUCUGUCCGCAUGCUGCGCCGCAUUGCAAGGGACGAAGGUUGGCUGAUGCCUGCGUGUGGUUGCGCUCAGCUGCGAGGCCACGGGCACGCUCUUCGCGCCGUGCUGAAUGCGCUCCUCUUCGCGAGCACCGCACUGUUCUCCUCCCUCCGCGUCUACGCGAUCAGCCUCAAGAACGAGACGCUCUCGGGCUGACUCCCUUCGUCGUCAACCUGGUGAUACGCCAUCGUACGCUAAUCAUACUCGUUCCUCUGUGAAGAUGGCCUCUGCACGCGGACGCGCCACUACCGGGCCCGACCUCAACAGGAACAAUUUGUAA